Mugil cephalus (flathead mullet) is the source of this 2079-nucleotide messenger RNA. RefSeq names its product carboxymethylenebutenolidase homolog (Pseudomonas) (gene cmbl). The transcript is spliced from 6 exons. Gene Ontology annotation, molecular function: hydrolase activity. The coding region runs from base 126 to 863 and encodes 245 amino acids. NCBI's taxonomy places the organism in Eukaryota, Metazoa, Chordata, Actinopteri, Mugiliformes, Mugilidae. The record is from RefSeq and is a predicted model, not a curated record.
GGAAUUACAUUCUUUUAUCUUAAGUAAACACGACGCUAAUAAGCUUUAUAUACAGCGAGUCGCUCAAACAUUUGGAGCCUCACAUUACUUCAGAUUGCUUCGCGGGAUAUCGAAACCUAAACAAGAUGGCGAACGAAGCCAGGCCGUGUCCCUGCGACAUUGGGGAUCGGAUGGAGUACGGAGGACUGGGACAGGAGGUCCAGAUCGAGCAUUUCUCAGCUUAUGUAGUCAAGCCCUCCACAGCCUCUGACAAGGCCAUCAUCGUCAUCCAGGACAUCUUCGGGUGGCAGCUUCCUAACACCAGAUACAUUGCCGACAUGUUGGCUGCCAAUGGAUACACUGCUGUUUGUCCAGACUUCUUCCUUGGGAAAGAGCCAUGGAGUCCGUCACAUGACUGGUCCACAUUUCAGACGUGGCUUGAAGACAGAAAGCCAACAAACAUAAAUAAGGAGGUGGAUGCGGUGUUGAAGUACCUGAAGAAGAAUUGCGGGGCCAAACGCAUCGGAGCUGUGGGCUUUUGCUGGGGAGGGGUUGCCACACAUUACAUGGCCCUACAGUACCCGGAGAUCAAAGCCGGAGUGUCAUUUUAUGGAAUAAUUCGAGAGAAGGAAGACAGGUAUGAGCUGAAGAGUCCUACGCUGUUCGUUUUUGGGGACAAGGAUGAUUAUAUCCCCCUGGACCAGGUGAGCGCCCUGGAAGCAAAGCUGAAGGAGAAGUGCAAGGUGGACUACCAGGUGAAGAUAUUUCCAGGGCAGACUCACGGGUUUGUCCACCGCAAGAGAGAAGACAUCAACCCUGAAGACAAACCCAAAAUCCAGGAGGCCAGAGGAGACAUGUUCCAAUGGCUCAACAAAUACAUGUAAAUAAUCACGAUUAAGCCAGGACGUCACAGUGCCUUAAGUAACUAAUCGAAACCUUACACGCCAAAUCAAAAAUACAUGGGUGCUACUUAGAGAUGAAAAUAAGUUCUUCUUAGUUGUUUAUCUUCCACAAGUUUUCAAAUCAAGUGUGAUUUAUUUUGAAAGCCAAUGAAGGAAUUGUGAUUUUAAUGAUGCACUGUAGACCCCUUCACAGUUUUUAAACAAAGUGACUUUUUUUGAGGGGCGGGUCUUAGCUGGAGGCAAAAUAUCUCAAACACUGUAGCUUGUGAACGGUGGUUAGCAUAAUUCAACGCACUGUUUUGGCAAGAACGAACGAGGAAAACGCAUAUUUUAGAGAAUAUACUUGUACACUCACUCCCUGAGACCAAAGGAGGAAGACAGAGGGGAUGAAGUCUGGUCUGUCUUUAUCAAGUGAAGCCUCUCCAACACAUUUAUUACAAGAAGUAAGUAGGACCACCGCGGAGAGUAAUGUAGUAAAUGCAAUUUCUGCUUGGACACCCCCGAAACAUACAACUAAUGUUUCGUUAGUUAGCGGUUAGCAUUAGCACUGACGUGUAUCAAAAACCUUUGAAUAAUUAACUUUAUAAACGUUAUUUCAGUCACAUUUUAGUCUAACCCAUGUAGCCGAGCGUCCUGGAUUCACCUAUACUCUGGUUUAAUAAAAUAAUAAAUGGGACCAGAGCCCUGAGCGCAUGUCCAGCCACCACAUUUUUCUGAACUUCUUGUGAGUCACCCGCCCACAACAUUGAACCAUCAGCCCUACAGCAAGUCAGAGGGACACUUUACAUGCAGCACAAAAUAGUCUGUCACACCCGUAACGUUAUCCAGGCUAUAAAUGAUGAUGUAUUAGAUAUUAAGCUUAUCGGAUAUUAAGUGUGUGCUGCAAACAGAGUUGUUAAUGAUUGUCUCACUGCAAUAUUUCCUUUUAAUCACAUUCAACCUAAGUCAUCUAUAACUGGCAGUGGCUGGUAAGCAAUAAAACUUCAAGUUGAUGUUUUUGAUUUUGGCCCCCAAAAAUACAGGAUAACAUUUUCCCAGUUGACAGUGACGGUGUUCACCUCCAGCUAAAAUUGUGACAUCACGCUGAUGUAGAUCAAGAAGGGUUCUAUAGUAUUUUGUCUUAUUAAUCUAACACCAUAGAUGUUAAAUGUUAAGAGAUUGUCAUGUUAAUCAGAAUAAAAAUAAAAAAAUUCAAGCA